This is a messenger RNA of Pungitius pungitius (ninespine stickleback), 9030 nucleotides long. It is a transcript of the gene cspg4, whose product is annotated as chondroitin sulfate proteoglycan 4. The record is from RefSeq and is a predicted model, not a curated record. NCBI's taxonomy places the organism in Eukaryota, Metazoa, Chordata, Actinopteri, Perciformes, Gasterosteidae. Gene Ontology annotation, biological process: anatomical structure morphogenesis. Bases 13 to 6930 code for a protein of 2305 amino acids. The transcript has 10 exons.
CAGAGCGACAACAUGAGAGACCCGGCCGCCGCCCUGCCGACCCUCCUGACCCUGCUGACCCUGCUGCUCUGCCUUCCCAGUCCAGGUUAUGGAGAAUCCUACUUUGGGGACAGCCACUGCACUUUACAAGCCUUUCAAGAUGUCUCCACCUUCCAGCUGUCACUACAGAUCAAGACGAGUCGGCGAAGUGGGCUGCUGUUCCUGGCUGCAGGAAUGGAGGAUUACCUGUUUCUUGAACUCCAAAACGGGAAAGUACAGGCACGGUUGAACAUGGGGGCUGGUGACGUGACACUGUCUUCGUCCCAAGGACUGUCUCUGAACAACCUCCAGGAACACAACAUCUCUCUCACACUGCGCGAUGACAAACUCACCAUGACCAUUGAUGAGCUCCAUGCGACGCAUGUUCCCGUGGACGACGACGGCGAACUGCUCAACAUCGACAUGGGCGUCUGGCUCGGAGGAACGGGAACCCUGGACGCUCCUUACCUCGGCAACGCCAUCCCCCCUUUCCGCGGCUGCAUGACCGGGGUCCAAUUUGAGUCCCACCAGUUCGACAUCCUCGGCGAGGCGUUCAGAGAGUGCCACGAUACGAAGGAGUCCUGCAGCAGUGAGUUUGAGGCCGGUGACGGGGAGACAACGAGCUUCAGCACCCCUGAUUCCUUCGUGUCCUUCCCUACCUGGAGCGGGGCCAGCGGUGCUCCGCGGGUUUUGGAAAUCCUCAUGAAAACCACCAUUGAGGACGCGUUGCUUGUUUUUCACCCCGGCCAAGAGUCCGACUUCAUUGCUAUUGGCGUUGUGAAAGGCUAUCUCAAAGGGGUGCUCGACCUCGGCGGCGGCUUGCGGGUUCUGGAGAACACCCAGGUUCAGCUGGAUGAUGAUCAGUGGCAUAGAGUUCACGUUAAAGUCAGUCAGGACUCCUUCGUCAUGAAUGUAGAUAGCCAGUCUUCCUCCAUUCCUCUUGACUCGUCACAUAAGUUGGACCUGGUAGGACACUUGUACCUCGGGGGCAUACAGCGGAAGAUGAUGGACGUCUUUCGUGAGAGCGGGUCUUUAAGUCGCGCCGAGGAGGAAAUGACAGCAGAAUCCUUCAUUGGUUGUUUGGGAGAAAUCAAAGUGAAUGAGAAAGAUAGAAGCCUGAGGGACGCUUUGGUGACCAAAGAUGUUCAUGUUAAAUGUGAAGGAGAGGAAUAUGACUACUCAAGCUACGAUGAGACAGAAUCAUCUGCACCUGAUCCCAUUAUAUAUUCUUAUAUGGACCAGCAUUGCCACCCAACAGAUAACUGGCCCGAGAUGUUCAAAAAUGUCACAAAACUUCUUGAUGUCACCAUAUUGCAUGUUGUCGAAGGUGGGGAAGCCUUACUUUCCAUCCACAACCUACGACCUACAUUUAACCUCAGUGCCGCGGGAAUGCAUCAAUCUCAGAUCAUCUUUACCAUGGAGAACGAGCCCUGGUAUGGCCAUGUUGACAUAAACACUAAUACGAGACGCACACAAAGGUUCACUCUCCUCGAUGUCAUCGAUAAGAAAGUUAAAUAUAUGCAUGAUGGCAACGAAAGGGAUGCAGAUCAAGUCCGUCUGCAGGUGGUUGCUGAAACUAACAGCUACCUUCCAGAAUGUUUAAAGGCUCCUCGUGAGUAUGUCCUCCCAGUGGAAUUUCUUCCUGUCGAUGACGUAGCACAACUCGGUGGAGUAGAAUUUCCCGUCACGGAAAACGGCAGAACUCGAUUGAGCCCGGCUCUCAUCGAAAUCACAGAGUCUGACACCCGCUGUGAUGAAAUGGUCAUAACUGUGAGCUCAGAGCUUUCCAUGGAAGUUGGUUACUUAGAAAACGGUCAGGAGCCAGGAAGGAUCAUUACAGAGUUCACUUGCAGGGAAUUAAAAGAUGGAAAUAUCUAUUUCACACACAGAGGGGGUAGAGGUACUGAAAUUACUUUCGAUGUGUUUGAUGGACAGUCAAGUCAUUCGACUACUUCUAAGUUAUCUGUGACACAGCCACAUAUGACUAUUGUCACCAACACUGGUCUUCUCUUGUCUCAAGGAAGCAACGCCUCCAUAGGUGUUCAAAAUCUGGCCAUCAUCGCUCAUCCUCGUAAUGGAGAUGUCGUGUAUGACAUUACACAACCUUUGUUAUUUGGAGAACUCCAGAUUAUGACAAGUGAUAUGAGGUACAAGCAGGUUAGAACAUUCCAUCAAUUUGAUCUCGAUCAAGACCUCCUUAGGUAUGUCAGCACAGACUCCAAUGACCAGGAAGAUAUCGUGACCGAGCGGAUUCAAUUCAACGUGCACCUGGGGCAAUACUCCCUCUGGAACCACACCUUCUUGGUCAAGAUUGUCCCCGCACAAGUGAAAGUUGCCAUUUUUCCACUAGAGAUGGAGGCAGGUAAAGAGGAAUCAAUUGUACUCACGGACCUUUAUGCCGAGGUAAAAGGGAAAAACCCGGAUCCACAAACUAUACAGUACAUCCUUGUCAAGCCUCCGACAAUCGGUAGCCUCAUGUUGUCAGACAGAGAGUUGAAUGAGGGGGACGUCUUUACGCAAAAGGACCUUGAGGAGAACACUGUUAGCUACAGUUGUUACAGAACUGUGGCUACCACAGACCAGUUCCAGUUCAGAGUGCUCGCUGAUGAUCAGUACUCUCCUCUAUACACCCUCCCAAUUACCAUCCUCCCCAAUGCCGAUGCUCCCGUUUUGACCAACGUGAGACUGGUUGUCUUGCAGGGCGGAGAGAAGGCUCUGGAUGAAAACUAUCUGUGGGUACAAUCUCCAGGUUCCACGGAUAUCGUGUACCAGGUCACAAAGGAGCCGAAGUAUGGGCGACUUAUUAGGGACUCCCCACCUGGGCAGCCUAGAUUCGAGGGAGCGAUAAAGGUAUUCAGCAACGAAGACCUCAGGUUUGAAAGGCUUAUUUACAAGCAUGACGGCUCUAAAACAAACAGCGAUGAGUUCCAUUUUUCCGCAUUUUAUCAAGGGGGAGAAAAUGACCGCGUGGAGGCAGCGUCUGGAGUUUUCAGAAUAUCCAUCCAAACCAAGAACGAGCAUGUUCCGGUGAGGGUCGUGGACAAAGUCUUCAACAUCGUCCGCCACGGCCAGCGUCUACUGACGACUGAUUUCAUCCAGUUCAAAGACGACGACUCCGGUUUCAACGACACGCAGAUUGUCUACGCUCGCGAGGGAAUCCUCUCGGGCCACAUCGUCUCAACAUCCAACCCCUCGCAGCCCCUGUUCCGUUUCACACAAGCCGACCUGCGAGACAAGAACGUCCUCUUCGUUCACCACGGAGCCGACCGGGAGCGGUUCUCCCUGCAGGUGUCGGACGGCUUCCACAAGACCACCGCGCUGCUUGAGAUCCAGGCGGGCGAGCCCUACCUCCGGGUGGCCAACAACACAAUCGUUGUCAUCGACCACGGAAGCACAAAGACCCUUGACACAACCCUGCUGAGCGCCGACUCCAACAUGGACAUCAGAGACGACAGCGAGGUCGAGUUCCGGGUCACGUCCCCGCCCGGCGACGGCAGGAUCAUUGUGAGCGGGGUCGAGGCUGCAGAGUUCACCCUGGAGGACCUGAAAAAAGGCGUCGUGUCCUACGAGCAUAAAUACGAAAGUCUGAGCUCCAAGGACUCCUUCGGCUUUAGAGUCCAAGCAGGAGAACAUACGGAAGAAGGCACAUUCAGGAUUAAGAUAUUCAAGCAAGGUUACCUCUCUGAGCCUGAGGUGAUAAACAACAAGGUCAUCAUUUCCUAUGAGGGAGAGCACAGCGUAAUCAGCCAGGAUCAUCUCAAGGUGGAGCAAGCCGAUAUUCUUCCGACAGAGAUGGUGUUCACCAUUAAAAGACUUCCCCUUCUCGGCCACGUGGUCAAACUGACCAACAGCACAGGCUCUCCGGUCCUCGACUACAUUCCCUCCUUCACUCAAGAGGACAUUGAUCAGGGACACAUCCUCUAUGUGUCUGCAACCUUCGAGGGCGAUGACGCCUUCAGAGUUGAUGUCAGCAACGGUUUCACUACAGUGGAAGACCUGCACGUCUCUGUGAACAUCGUGCCUCGGCUCAUUCCCAUCCACACCUUCAACUUCACAGUGAGAGAAGGCCUCGGCAGGGCAAUUAACGCAGAGAUUGUCAACAUCUCACAUCCCUUUUACACCUCGGCAAACAUCACAUUUGAUGUGGAGGAGCCACCGCAGCACGGGGAGAUCGGGAACCUCGCUGGAGAAGAAGUGAAUACCUUCACAUGGGAAGAGCUGAAACUCGGACGCGUCUACUACACGCACGACAGCACGGAGAGCACGGAGGACAGCUUCACCCUCACUGCCUCGGCCUAUGACAUCGGGCGCCGCAGCCUCCCCGUCGUCGUCGCGGUGACAGUCAUACCCGUCAACGACGAGCCGCCAAACCUGGCGCGGAACACGGGACUGGAGGUUCUGGUCGGGGAGGAGGCGGACAUCACCUCCGGCAUGCUGAGCACUGAGGACGGCGACACUCCCCCCGAGGAGCUGGUGUACCACGUGGAGGGGCCCGCCGGCGGCAUGCUGGCGCUGAAAGAGGCGCCCGAUGAGGGCGUCCUGAAUUUCACCCAGGCUCACAUAAACAGAGGGGAGGUCAUCUUCAUCCACCAGGGUGACGAGUCCGGAGGCUUCGGCUUCACGGUGACGGACGGCGAGCACACGUCUCCCCUCUACCGAUUCGUCGUCACGGCCAGGCCUCUCACCAUCACCAUGGUGACGCAGGAGGAGCUGAUGGUGUUUCCAGGAACCAGGCAGUCUAUUACCAGCGCCAAUUUGGGAGCUGUGACCAAUGAGGAUGGUAAUGAGAUAAACUACGCCAUUAUCCGCCUUCCUCGUUUGGGAAGGCUGAUCCUGGCCAAUGACAGGAACCAGUAUGAGGAAAUUACCCGCUUCUCACAAACGCAGCUGGAGUCUGGAUCGGUCUACUACGAGCACCAGAUACCCGAGGAGCCUUUUUGGCUGGUGAGGGACUCCGUGGAGCUCACGCUUCUGUCCCAGCCGGCCGUCGACGUCCAUCACAUCCUCCCCAUCACCAUCUCUUACAACGCUCCUCACAGCAACAUCUCGUCGCAGCUGUGGAAGAACGAAGGUUUGGACAUUGUGCAGGGCCAGAGGAAAGUCAUCGAUGAUUCGAUGCUUGAUGCCUCCAACCUCCUGGCCCACCUACCCGAAGACCAUCGAGAAGAAGUGGCCGUGGUCUUCCACGUGGAGCGUUUCCCCGACCACGGUCGCAUCACCCUGGGAGGCCGGGACCUGCCUCGCGACGCCCCGUCCUUCAUGCAAGAAGAUGUCACCCGGGGAAAGCUGGAGUACCUCCACGACGGCUCGGGUUUCACCCGCGACGCCUUCUCCUUCCAAGCCCGCAUGAGGUCAGGGGGCGAGGCCUCCGCCGCCGGAGCGCCGAUGCUGGAGGAGGCGUUCGAAAUCACCAUCAAACGCCGCGGCUCCCACUCCCCAGAACUGGUCACCGUGGACACGCUGCUGGAGGUUCUCCAAGGCUCCACGACCCUCCUGACCCGGGAGCACCUCAGCGCCCGGGACGAGGACAGUCCGCCGGACGAGGUGCGCUUCAAAGUGACCCGGGACCCGACCAACGGGCGGCUGCUCGACAUGCGCACCAUGCGCCCCGUCUCCGAGUUCACGCAGGAGAUGGUCAACCGCGGCCAGGUGGGCUUCUCCAGCGACGGCAGCCUCGCCGCCGGCUCCGUGGAGUUCGUGGUGUCGGACGGCGAGCACCAGACGGAGCCGCACGCGCUCCACGUGGGCGUCCUCGCUCGCACCCUGUUCCUCGACAAAGCCCCCGAGAUCCAGGUGACGCAGGGCGACGACGAGACCCUGGUGACCGAGGAGAUGCUGAAGGCCACAACGGGGGGCCCCGUGGAGGAGGACAUCCUCUACAAGAUCACCAACGCGCCCAAGUACGCGGCCGUCAUGGUGGACCGGCAGCCCACGUCGGCCUUCACCCAGAAGCAGAUCAGAGAGGGCCGAGUCAGCGUCCGCUUCGUCAAGUCGACCUCGCCCCGCGACAGCGUCUCCUUCGUGGCGCGCAGCAAGGCCGCCAACGUGUCCUCCGUCCUCAACAUCACCGUCCAGCCUCUGGCCGCCAUCGCCCGGGAUCCGCUCCUGCCCCGGGGGGCCCUCGUCCGGCUGGACAGGAGGCUCCUGGAUGCGACCGCCCUGGCGAACAAGACCGGAGCGCCGCCCACGUUCGCCGUCAUCCGGCAGCCCCGCGGGGCCCGCUUCGUGCGGUCCGAGGGCCCCGGCGCGGGUCAGCCGGUGGACGCGUUCAGCCAGAGGGACCUGGAUGAGGGGCGGAUAGCCAUGGAGGUCCUGGGUAGCGGCGGUGCCGGUCGGGACGAGGCCCGCUUCCUGCUCAAGGCCCACGGAGUCCCCCCGGCAGAGUGCGUGCUUUCCUUCCGGACCGGGCCCUACAACGCUUCCGGGGUCUACCCCGUCACUCUGCUGAGGGUUCCCUCGGAGGCCCCGAGCAACAACCUCCCCGGCGCCGGGUCCCCUCGUUCCACCUCGGCCGCCCCCCCCCGGCGGGGGGACGUCAACGAGCGGGCCCGCGGCGACGCUCCCACCACGGCGCCGCCCGGCUCCGUCCCCGACGGGGAGCCGCACGUAUACAGGCGCAGCAACAUCUGGUCCAUCCUCAUCCCGAUCCUGGUGAUCCUCCUCCUCCUGCUGCUGGCGGCCUUCUUGGCCUACUACCUGAUCCGCAAGAACAAGACGGGCAAGCACGACGUCCAGACCGCGGCGUGCAAGCCCAAGAACGGCGAGGUGGCCAGCGCAGAGACCUUCCGCAAGACCGACCCGGCCAACAGCAUCGCCAUGUCCAACAUGGCCGCCAAGGACGCGGACCCGGAGCUGCUGCAGCACUGUCGGACAACGGACCCGGCCUCGAAAAAGAACCAGUACUGGGUGUGAGGCGAGACCCACGGGGGGAGGGGGGGAGUGAGACUCGAAUCGUUCCUUUCAGUAUUAAAGACCUCUUUGCCGCAUCAGUUCAAAUGACAAAAAAAAAAAAAAAAAAAGAUCUUUUGACGCCAUUUUGUUUUCUUCUUUUCUCAACGUGACUGUGGACAAACUCUCAGGCGACGAAACACUGAACACUUAUUGGCAAAGAAGGAGGCCCCUCCUCCCCCAAGGAGGCUCAGGCCAUGUCUAUUUAUUGUAGUUUGAAUCAUUCCUCUCUCGUCGAAAGGGCACAAACGAACCAAGGCAUCGUGGGUGUGUCAUUGCAUUCCGUAUGAAAUCACAGGUAAAUAUUAUUCACAUCAGUGGUUAAGUGACGUAAAGUGUUUGGGUUUUAGUUUUUGAUUCAUCAGAAAAGUUGAUCAUAAAAGUUGAUUGUACAUAGACGAUGAGCUAAAUGUACGCUGUGUUAUUGAGGAGUUUGAAAAACUGCCUUUUUUUUGGUGUUUUUUUUAUUUUAUUUUUCAAAAUUGUACCAUGUUUCUCAGGGCUAAAUUCAGUUUCAAGGAAAAGGUACAUUUUGUGAAAUACAUCAUUUCACUUUUUGGGAGAUCUGUUGCACACAAAGCUACGGCGAGGACGUCACUCUCACUAUGAGGGAAACGUCGAUUACGGUUCCACCCAAUGGUAGAAAACAUGUGCUUUCAAACUAAGUUGUUUUCAUACCAUAACGGAAGUUUAUUUUGAAAGGACGGAGUGCGCAUUAAUGAGAGGGCAGGUUGUCGCAAACUGGCCCUGGAGGGUUUGACAGAAUUAAUGCCAACAGCUGUUCCAAAUGAAAACAGGUUUGAUGGGAAUUUAGCUCUCGAUUUGAGUUUUUGUCAUCGCCCGUCGCAUGGCGUCAUUUCUGCUUCCAGGGCGCUCGUAGAUUCCCCCGCUUUGGGAGGAGGUUGUUUUUCGGUGGCGUUUGGUCCGUAUUGGGCCGAAAAAGACAAGGACGAGGUCAUCUCAAACUGGGAGGAUUCCAGGAUUCCAAGUCUGCAAUGAAGCAUUUAUAAACAGCUGGCUUGGGAUGAGGAUGAGGAUGAGGAUGAUGAGCUCUCAGUCCUCGGUCCUCAACUGGUGAUGAAAACAAAUGAAGAUAUUUACAGUGUCUUUCUAAAUCUUCACAGCUAUUUCUUUUUUUUUUAUUUUUAAGCAUCCCAUAAGCUACGUAUACACACUUUCAUAUAUUGAAAUUGUAGGAUUUAUUUUACUCUUUAGACUUCUUUUGUAUGUUGAAGCCAUGAGGCGACAUCGGCGUACUUUUGUCUCCCCUUUUGAGCGUCUUUACCGUCACUCUGAUGGCUGAAUGUUUUGAACAAAGUGCUUGAGCUCAACGCACAAAAUCAGAUGAGAGAGAGGGAAAAAAAGCAGGUGUUUGCUGUACAUUUCUUUUUUUCCUGUAUGCCGAUGACACCUUACCGUCUGUUAGUCACGUACUGAAUAUACAGUAGUUCCUUUGCAGUAAUCAUAGUCCUUUAAAUUUAUAUAUAUUUUUUGUAGUAAAAGGAGGAGAUUUUAACAGACAGCACAGAGCUCAGGAAGUGAUGUGUUCCCAGUGACUCCAGUGCCGGCUGACAUAAAAGCACUGGUUUCUUCUUCAGGAUUUCACAUCGUCAUCAGUUCUACGUGUAAAUAUUUCUUUUUUUUUUCAAAUAACAUCUCGAAAUACACACCAUCUUUUGGACAUGUAACCACGUUGAAUGAGAGCAAUCAAGUGCAACGUAUUUCUUUGUCUAUGUUUGUGUGUCUCUGUUUGUGUGUCUCUUUGUGUGCGUGUUUGUGCAGCUGCCGUCACUCUUCUCCUUUCCAGUUCAUGGCGGGGGGUUUCAUCACCACCUCAUCAUUUCUCCUUAUUUAUUAUUUCUGUCACUCCCCAUAUUCAAGUCACGUGCUUUGUUGAGCUCAAAACUGUAAUCUGUAAACUGCAGGUGCCUUUUUUUUUUUUUUUUAAACGAUGAUAAUACCAAGCGAUGUUUAGAUUACGGAACAAGAGAAAUGUCUUUGCUGCAAAAUGCCUCUGAGCUUUAAUCUCGGCACUAAUGGAAAUAAAAACGUUCUCGCAUCAAA